Molecule: messenger RNA, 1497 nt
Organism: Serendipita indica DSM 11827
Lineage: Eukaryota; Fungi; Basidiomycota; Agaricomycetes; Sebacinales; Serendipitaceae
Source: the annotation of a GenBank genome assembly
AUGCCGCCGCUGCCUGUGCGGGAAAUCACCCGCGACGUAUGGAGUAGCAAUCUAGAAGAUGCAAUGCGGGAUCUUCGCCGUCUCGUCGACGCGUAUCCUUACAUCGCCAUUGAUUGCGAGUUUCCAGCCGUCGUGGCGCGUCCGAUUGGCAAGUUCAAGACGUCGACAGACUAUCAUUACCAGACAAUGCGCUGCAACGUGGAAAUACUCAAGCUCAUCCAACUCGGCAUCACCCUCGUCAACGAAGACGGUCAAGUCGCCCAGGAUUGUACAUGGCAGUUCAACUUUUACUUUAACACCGAUGAAGACACGUAUGAACCAGCGAGUAUCGACGCCCUCUCCAAAGCUGGUCUGGAUUUCGCGCGACACCGCACAAAUGGCAUUCAGCCUGGCGACUUUGCUGAACUAAUGAUCACAUCCGGUCUUGUCCUUUCAGACGAGACAAUAUGGAUAUCUUAUCACGGGGCCUACGACUUUGGAUAUCUACUAAGAAUGCUUACCGGCGCUCCAUUACCACUCACGGAAGAAGAGUUUUUCGACAUUGUCAAGAUUUGGUUCCCUCGCGUCUACGACAUCAAGUAUAUGAUGCGGCAGAUAAAGCCUCAGCUCAAGGGCGGCCUGCUCGAAAUCUCUCAAGAUCUCGGUGUAUCGACAGGAGUGCUCGUUGGACCAAACUUUACAUCCGGCUACGCCUCGUUCCUUGCCGCGACGACCUUUCAUCACAUUCUCAACCAAUAUAUCGCCCCCUCUUCUAGUCGGUGGGAUCUCUCCGCCUUUUUGGGCGCACUCUACGGUCUGGGGAGCACUUAUGUCUCUGGUGUGCUCGACAAUUCCAAGUCGACACUCACGUCUGCAGAGCGUGAACGACCCGGAACUGUUAGUCACGGUAUGGGCUCUGGAGCAGCUGGACUGCACUCGUCGGCACUCGCAUCACUCGCGGGCGCCGGGCUGGGUGGCGUGUUGAGCGGCGGGCAAAGUGUCAUGGGCCACCAAAGUGGACAACAAGCGCAGCAUCUCGGUGUGGGUGUCGGUGCACUUGGGUCGACAUCUGCCCAGCAUUAUCUGAACCAGGUUGCCGCUGCUGCCGCUGCGGGUGGGGGACAUGGCGUUGGAGUAGGUGGGAUGGGUGUGAUGCCGUUACACCACCAACAUGCGCUGCAUGGGCAUCAUCACCAGUCGCAUCAUCAUCAUCCACAUGGGAGCUCGAGUUUACCUGGCCUGGGGCUCGGCUCGGCGGGCGCGCUAGGUGGGCUUGGUGUGGGACAUUUGUUGAGCGGACAGCAUCAUCAGACUCAGCAAGGGUCUGGCUCUGGGAGUAGCCAGGGUCAGCAAGGGUCUGGUGGACAGCAAGGUCAACAAGGUCAGCAACAGGUCUAUGGGAUGGUACCCGGAGUCAACUCGUACGUGCCCGGGUAUGGAUUGGGUGGGAUGGGUGUAGGAUUGCCUGGGUAUGGUGGUGUUCAUAACAUGAGCCACUUUUACACCCGCGAUCGCUAG